Molecule: messenger RNA, 2485 nt
Organism: Ctenopharyngodon idella (grass carp)
Lineage: Eukaryota; Metazoa; Chordata; Actinopteri; Cypriniformes; Xenocyprididae
Product: atlastin-2-like
Exons: 14
Coding region: 90-1832 (580 amino acids)
Biological process (GO): protein homooligomerization; endoplasmic reticulum organization
Molecular function (GO): GTP binding; GTPase activity
Source: RefSeq, a predicted model, not a curated record
CGCGCGGCCGUGAUAAAGCAACGAACGCGCAAGAGUGUAGCGGUGUUCGUGACGUCAGGCGCGUGCGAUUAUUUUGAACGGGGGUCAAGAUGGCGGAGGAGAGCAGCUUAAAGCACCGGAAUCACACCGGACAGAACUGCACAAGUAGCCGAUAUAACGAAGGUGUGUCUGGGGUGGAGGAUGUCCAGCGUAAGAUGAGAUCUGACGAUUUGGAUGAGGAACCGCUGCUGGACGAGGCGGAGGCUUACGGGCCGAUCCAGAUCGUAAUUGCAGAUGAGGAUAAUCAUGAGUUUUCUCUGGACGAAGAGGCGCUGGAGCGACUCCUCUUGCGGGAGCAUGUGCGAGAUCUCAAUGUGGUGGUGGUGUCUGUGGCGGGCGCCUUCCGCAAGGGCAAAUCCUUCCUGCUGGACUUCAUGCUCAGAUACAUGUACAACAAGAGCUCAGAUUUCUGGCUGGGUGGGAAUGAAGAGCCGCUAACGGGCUUCACCUGGCGGGGCGGCUGUGAGCGGGAGACGACGGGCAUUCAGGCCUGGAGUGAUGUGUUUGUGGUGGAGAAACCGGAUGGCAGCAAGGUGGCAGUGCUGCUCCUGGACACGCAGGGAGCGUUUGACAGUCAGUCCACCAUCAAAGACUGCGCCACCCUGUUUGCCCUCAGCACCAUGACCAGCUCCGUACAGGUCUAUAAUUUGUCCCAAAACGUUCAAGAAGACGAUCUGCAACAUCUUCAGCUCUUCACAGAGUACGGCAGACUGGCCAUGGAGGAGAUCUACCUGAAACCCUUCCAGUCUCUCAUGUUUCUCAUCCGAGACUGGAGCUACCCGUACGAACACGCUUACGGUCUGGAUGGGGGGAAUGAGUUUCUGGAUAAGAGACUGCAGGUGAAACAGAAUCAACAUGAAGAACUUCAGAACGUCAGGAAGCACAUCCACUCCUGCUUCUCCAACAUCAACUGCUUCCUGCUGCCGCACCCCGGACUCAAAGUGGCCACCAACCCUCACUUUGACGGCCGGUUACGAGAUAUUGAUGACGAGUUCAAGAGAGAGCUGGUGAAACUGGUGCCGCUGCUGUUGGCUCCAGAGAACCUGAUGGAGAAGGAGAUAAGCGGCUCCAAAGUCACGUGUCGAGAUCUCCUACAGUAUUUCAAAGCCUACAUGAAGAUCUAUCAGGGCGAAGAACUGCCGCACCCCAAGUCCAUGUUACAGGCGACUGCUGAAGCCAAUAACCUGGCAGCCGUAGCAGGAGCGAAAGACACGUACAACAAGAGCAUGGAGCAGGUGUGCGGCGGAGACAAACCCUACAUCGCGCCGGCCGAUCUGGAGCGCAGCCACAACGAGCUGAAGCAGACCUGUGUGCGUCAGUUCCGCACCGUGAAGAAGAUGGGCGGAGAGGAGUUCUGCCGCCGCUAUCAGGAGCAGCUGGAGCAGGAGCUCGACGAGGCCUACGCAAACUUUGUCAAACACAACGACGGAAAGAACAUUUUCUUCGCGGCGCGCACGCCCGCCACGCUCUUCGCCGUGAUGUUCAUCAUGUACGUGGUGUCUGUGGUGACAGGCUUUGUGGGCAUAAACUCUGUGGCGACGAUGUGUAACAUGAUGAUGGGCGUAGCGCUGGUGUCGCUGUGCACCUGGGCGUACGUCAAAUACUCAGGCGAGUUCAGAGAGGUGGGCAGCUUCAUCGACCAGGUGGCGGAAACCCUGUGGGAACAGAGGACGCCGAGGAAGGUCUUUUCCAAACUUUUUGAAGUUGCCAGGAGCAAAGUGACGCUGGGCGCCCUGAUACCGACACAGCGACAGAGACUGUCAUCGAACAACAACGUCAAGAAGAGGAACUAGCCGUUUUAGCAGCGUCACGCUCCAGCUGAAGAAACCAAGUGCGCCGUGAACGCAGGUCGGCACGUUCACCCUCUUCUGUCCCACUCGGAUGGAGGAUUCUGGGGGUUUCACGGGGUCUUUCACCAGGUUUCCUCUUUCUCAUGUCAUUCCCAUGCUGUCCGUCUCGUCUGUCCCGUAUUUGUUCUUGGAGAAGCGUUCGGCCUCCAUCAGUCCUCCGGAAGACCUCGAGCAGUGUUACCGGUAGAGGACCUAGUUGAAAACGCUGAACUGUACCAAUGAUUUCUGUCUCUCUGCUGUACAGAUGAACUUCCUCGGCUUCGAUCAUUCCAUCCAGAUGUGUUUUCCUGUACAGAUUAGGUUUUUAAACUGGUCACGUGUAGGGCAUGUUGUAUGAGAUCUGUGUGUAACUCCAGGUUUUCUACACUCUUCUUUUGUAGCAGGACAAACGAUGGUUUCAUGUUUAUCUGCAGGAAUGCUUCUGUGAUUCGUGUCCAUGUUGGAGAGAAACACACACACACACACACGCUUAGUUUUAUACAAUCUUCAUUCAUGUCAUCUGCCUUGAGCAUUGCGAUUCCGGAAUGUUUCAUUCUUUUUCAUUUAUAAUUGUUUCUUUAAUUUAUUUUUCAAUUUGAUUAAAAUGAAUCACUGUA